Strongyloides ratti is the source of this 1590-nucleotide messenger RNA. RefSeq lists its product as hypothetical. The transcript is spliced from 3 exons. The coding region runs from base 1 to 1590 and encodes 529 amino acids. Lineage: Eukaryota; Metazoa; Nematoda; Chromadorea; Rhabditida; Strongyloididae. The record is from RefSeq and is a predicted model, not a curated record.
AUGAAAGUUUUUAAUCUUGUUAAUUUAAUAUUUUUUAUAUCAUUAUAUGUUACUGGAUAUUGUAUUCCAGAUUCAGAUGGAAAUGAAUUUAUAACUUCAUUUUUGUAUAAAGAUGCAAAAAAUGGAUCAAAUGUUGAAUUAAAUCUUUUUUUCAUACCAUCAAUACAAUAUCCUAGUCAUAUUGAAGUUAAAUAUUUUUCAUUAUUAAAAAAUCAAACAGUAACAAUUUUAGUUUCUCCUAAAUUUGGUGAAUUAAAUAAAUUAAACUUUAUUUAUGCUGAUGUUGUUAGUGAAGGCCAUCUUUCAACAGGAACAGCUUUAAAUGUAAUAGAUCCAAGAAUAUUUAUUUCAUCAGUAACACCAAUUAAAACUAUUGCUAGUUUAUAUGAUAAAACAAAUAAUGUAGGAGAUAUGUAUAUUGUUCCCCCAAUUUCAUUUGCUGGAACAACAUAUUUAGUUAAAUUACCAAAAGUAACUAUAGAUGUUAAUGUUGAAUUAAUAACUUCAAGUGGUAUUUCUAAUACAACAAUGAGUCAAAAUUUUACAAUUAAUGGAAAUCUAGGAUCUCCUCAAAAGAUUAUUUCUUCUAUUUUCCCUGGAGCUAAAAAAUCAUUUUACAUUAAAGCUUCUGGACCAAUAAUAAUUACAGCAGCUGCUAAUGGAGCUGAUUUAAAUGGAUAUUUAUCACAACCAAAUGGAAAAAAUAGUAUCAAUUUUGAUUAUGUAGCUUAUAUGCCACAACCAAUUGGUAUAUGGAAUGGAAAAACAAUGUUAACUCCAAAAGACAAAAGAGUUACUUUUGCUGAUCAUACAGUAGCAUUAGAAGUUUCACCAUCAGAUGUUAUAGGAUAUAAUAUACUUCCAAUUGUUACAUAUUCAAAUAUUAACAAUUCUGCCCCAAAAUCUAGUAUUAUCCCAGUUCAAAAAGUAACAGAAUAUAUAAUUGAUCAUAGUAUUAUAACAGAAUUUGCUACACAAUCAUCACAUGCUGUUGCUGUUUGGACAAGAUAUGGUUCUCCUAACAUAUCCUCAAAUCAGACACUUCAUGGUAUGUAUAUUCAUUAUAUUCCUGAAAGUACACAAUUUUAUAAUGGUGUAACUCAAUUUAUUACAAAAAAUGAUGGAGAUUAUUUUGAGGUAUAUGUUGAAAAUUAUAACACUAAUGCUAUAAUGACAUUAAAUGGACAAAAUAUUGUUUUUGAUAAUAAGAUAGCAAAAACAUUAGACUUUUUUAACAAAACAUAUACAGUUUUUAAGAUAACUGUACCAAAAGCAGGUUUAAAUACAUUUAAUUCUUCUCUUAAAUAUAUUGCAUAUGUUGUUGGUAAAAUGAAUCCUAAUUUCAAUACAUCUUAUGGAUAUCUUUCUGGAUUUAAUCAAUCAAAACUUCAGACAUACUGGGCUUCUGAUGAAACAUCAACAUCUGCUCCCUCAACAACGGUAACAUCUAAAAAUAGUGGAAGUACAAUUAACCCAUCUACUAAAUCUGCUACAACCAUAACAACAACAACAACUAAAUCAGCCUCAAAAGUUGGUAUCUAUUCAUCCAUCAUUACUUUUAUUUACAUCUUUUCAUCAUUUAUUAUUUAA